Messenger RNA from Zea mays, 2034 nucleotides. RefSeq names its product transcription factor bHLH130. Gene Ontology annotation, biological process: regulation of transcription by RNA polymerase II. Gene Ontology annotation, molecular function: protein dimerization activity; DNA-binding transcription factor activity, RNA polymerase II-specific; RNA polymerase II cis-regulatory region sequence-specific DNA binding. The transcript is spliced from 7 exons. Lineage: Eukaryota; Viridiplantae; Streptophyta; Magnoliopsida; Poales; Poaceae. Gene Ontology annotation, cellular component: nucleus. The coding region runs from base 467 to 1570 and encodes 367 amino acids. The record is from RefSeq and is a predicted model, not a curated record.
CGGGCGGACACCGGACGGACACACCGCACCGCCAUCGCCCAUCGGCAUCGCCUCCCAACCGUGGUUGACGAGCUCCUGGAGCAGAUCACCCAAACGCGAAAGCCAAAAGCCAAAGCGAGCGGAGCACAAUUUAUCGUGCGCAGCAUCGGCGCAGCCCCUUUCCCCGCCCGCCCACACCGCGCACCGCCCGACCAGCUACGGGAGCACGCCGCCCCUCCCCCCUCCCCCUCCCCGCCCCGUGCCGUCGCUCACCAGCCCCAGCGUCGCCGUUCCCUGCUAACUCUAUCCCCUCCGCCUCUCGUCGUGCUGAGGAGGGCGGAGACAACUGCGGUGCGGUGGUGCCUCCUCAAAUCCCCGCCGACACUUUCUGCCGCCCCCAGGUGGAUCCUGUCCGCGGAUCCAGGAGGUGCUAUCUAGCUCCCUGAUCCAAGCUGAAAUUAGGAUCUGAACCUUCCGGGGCGAGCUGAUGUACGGCUCGCCGGUGUCCAAGGACCUCAACGUCCCGGUGCAGCCGCCCAUGAUCUCGUCCGGGCUGCUGAGGUACAGAUCGGCGCCCAGCACGGUGCUUGGCGACCUCUGCGAGGACUUCCUCCCUUCCGCGUCCGGCGCCGCCAGCCCCGACAACGUCUUCUCCAGGUUCCUCGCCGAGCACCACACCCGGGACGACAAGCCGUCGCCGCCACCGCCUGCCGCGGUCCACUUCCCGAGCGAAGCGGACAUGGCUUCCCAGCAGCAGCAGCAAAUGAUGUUCCACUCCCACCACCACCAGCAGCAGCAGCAGAUGGUGGGUGCCAAGUCCGGCCUUUACCGCACCGUGAGCUCAGACAUAGAAACCGCGGCCGCUGUUGGCACCGGUGGCGCCAGCAACCUGAUUCGGCAGAGCAGCUCCCCCGCCGGAUUCCUCGAUCAUCUGAACAUGGACAACGGAUACGGGGCCAUGCUGAGGGCGGGCAUGGCCACGGCGGACUCCCUCGCAGGUAGCGGUAGCAGGCUAAAGGGCCAGCUGAGCUUCUCGUCACGGCAGGGGUCAUUGAUGUCCCAGAUCUCAGAGAUGGACAGCGAGGAGGUCGGAGGGAGCAGCCCAGAGGCUGCCGGCGGAGGCAGGGGGUACAUCCCUGGGUACCCAAUGGGUUCUGGUUCUGGGUGGGAGGACUCAUCGGCGCUCAUGUCAGACAAUUUGUCUGGCCUGAAACGCCCCCGGGACUCGUCGGAGCCUGGCCAGAGCCGCAUCACGCACCAGUUCAGCCUGCCCAAGACGUCGUCUGAGAUGGCAAGUAUUGAUAAAUUCCUCCAGUUCCAGGACGCGGUGCCUUGUAAGAUCCGUGCCAAGCGGGGAUGCGCCACCCAUCCGCGCAGCAUCGCCGAGAGGGUGAGGAGAACAAAGAUCAGUGAGCGAAUCCGAAAGCUGCAAGAACUCGUUCCGAACAUGGACAAGCAAACCAACACAUCUGACAUGCUAGAUUUGGCUGUCGACUACAUCAAGGAACUCCAGAAGCAGGUUAAGGUGUUAAAGGAGACCCAAGCUAAUUGCACCUGCCCAGCAAGCAAGAGCCAGCAGCACUCUUGCUGAAGCCCUGAUGCACACUAUACAUGACCUGCAGAACUCGAAAGCAUCUUCACUUGGGAUAGAAAAAGAUGUAAGACAGCUCUCAUUUUUUUUUUGUGGGUUUGAACUGUAGCAUUUGAGGCUUAUCUACCAGACAGUGUGUAGCUUUAUAUGAGCACAGGGGAAUGGAACAAUGGCAUCAUCCUCAAGCAUUCAAGUGAUAGGGAGAAGGGUAAAAUUGGGGAGAUAUAUAGGAGAAACAACUGUAUAGUUUCGUUGUAGCUUUGCUAUAUGUAUACUACACUUUCGGUAUAAAGUGGUUAAUUUACCCCUAUUGCUAGUCGUAGCAGCUGUAAAUGUGCCGCAGAUAAGUUGUAGAAAAACUUGGAUGCGUUCAAUGCGAGCGAUAGUGUUUCGACUCUGAACAUAUAUUAUCAUUGAAUUAAUGGGCAUCCUCUACUGAGGUCUGGGCAUAGUCCUGCUUCCCC